AGCUCGCGUUCUAGGUCCCGGAUUCACUUUUGUUGUGUAUGUGAUGUGCUUUGCCUUGCUCUCUGUGCAGGACUGUGAAUCAUGAAGUUUUGAUGACGAUUGCUUGAAUGGUAGUGAUGCCAAUGAGUUGCCGUGAAUGCUUGCGAUGACAGCAAGACAUUCUCGAACGGCCGUCCUCCUUUCCUUUUAGGGAGGACGAGUCGUGACGCCGCUUGCUUCAUCAGAAUGGCAUUUAAGAUUGGAAUGUGCAAAUUUAGUAAGUUGCACCUUGGAGACUUCAAAUCUUUCAUUCAAAGAAGAACUGCAAUGGAGCCGGAAGACAGUGAAGAUGGCGAAAAGACAGGAAUUUUCAACAACAUCAAACGUCGGUUUCGAAGAAGAUUUUCUCUUAUCAGAUCAAGAAGAUGUAAAAUGACAAAAUCUAACACUUUUAAUGCUAGUUCACAUGGUGGACGUUCUUCACUGGCUAGCUAUGAAUCUUCUACUGAUGAUACACCUGAGACUGCUGUUGAAAAUGAUUCUAAUGAAAAGAACCAAAGUCUUUCAGUACACUUAGUAGAGCUCUCUCGGUAUGAGUGGUAUUGGGGACCCAUAACACGAGAAGAUGCGGAAAAACAAUUAGCAAAUCAACCAGAAGGAUCAUUUUUGGUUAGAGAUUCUUCAAAUGAUCACUUCCUUCUGAGUGUAAGUUUUCGAUGCUCUGGACGCACAUUUCAUUCUAGGAUUUCCCACUCUGCUGGAAAAUUUAGUUUCUAUUCAGCAGAAAAAAAUGGUUUUAACAGCAUUCCUGAGUUGGUUCAGCAUUCCAUUAAUUCUUCUCAGUCCAAUGUAUUUUGUUAUUCAAGACCAAGGUCUCCUGGGCACCCAUCAUUUCCUGUGCGGCUUGCUAAACCGGUGUCCCGUAUUACACAUGUCCGCUCUCUUCAGUACCUGUGCCGCUUUGUCAUACGGCAGCAUAUCCGACGUGAUCAAAUUAGAGACUUACCUCUGCCCCCUCGUAUAUGUGACUAUAUUGAGCAGUCACAGUUUUAAUCAUAAAAAAUGUCUUGCUAAACCACCAUGUGACUUGCACACACUGAUAUGUAAGUGUUAAUAUUUGUAAUUUAGAUAAGGAUUUUUAUCACAAGAAAGUUAAUGAACAUGUUACUGUUUUAAAAAGUUUUGUUUAAUAUGAUCAGUGUGGCACACAAUUUAAUAACUAGUCAAAAAAUUAAUAGAUUCUUUCUAUUUGGUGUUAAAUUUGUUUGCUGCUGUGCCAAUUUGAUCAUGAAGGGUGUCUGAAAUAAUUAUGUAUUCUUCUGCCUUUAUAAGGCCAUGAGAGGUAUGUGAUAUUUGAUUAGAGUAAGUUUGGAAUUGGAUCAUUAAUUAUUCUUGGUGUGCCAGUGAAAUGAAAUGAAAUUUGAUAAGUGCAAUCAAAUAGCAGUAUUUUCUGUUUGCAUUUUAAAUUCUGCUUUAUUUUUUUAAUUUCAAAAAAACAUUUGUUUUGGAUGACUUGUGUCCCCAACAAACUAAGUCCGCCACCUACCCUCACUGACACACUUCAAUGAAUGUUGUGGCUAGUCAUUAGGUGUUGCCAGUAUGCCACAAAUCUGAAGUCUUCCUAACUGUCUAGGAAUUACUUCCCUCCCAACUUUACAACUUCUUUUUAACUUUCUUUACUCUUUUUCCUCUAGACUGUUUUCUUUCAUAAAAUUUCUAUUCUGGAAAAAUGGUUUAACUUGCAGCCAGAGACCAGAAACACUAGGAUAUUAUUUUUCUUAAUUCUAGUCUGUUAUCUAAUUGAGUAAUUUUUUUGUUGAUUGACUUGAAUCUCUUGACUCAUGAUUCACUCUCAACUUAGUAAAGGUUUUCUCUCCUAUUUUGGUAUGUAUAGACAAAUUGCGUUCAACGGAACCUGACUAAACAAAACUUGUUCACUACAAUAUUUUUUAGCAAAAUAUUUUUCAAUUAUAGUGAUUUCACUUGAUAUGAUAUUUUUAAUAAGCCUGAUUUAUUGUUUCUUCUUUGCUUGCUGACUUCAGUGUAUUGGUGAGAUUUUUUCAGCCUAGGAGUUGGCCUGUAUUAUUCGAUAGUUGAGUUGUUACAUAUUUGUCUACAAUGUUCAUUAGUUUUAUAAUUUGUUACAGUAAAGUUUCUUUUAAGAAAGAGAUAUACUCAAAUUGUUUGAGCUUUUAUGCUAGUUCAUCAGUAAAUGAACUGGAGUUUACAUUUGUUAAGUUGUGUUUUAGUUAUGACAUUUCUCAGUGAAUGUAUUGCUGUUUAGUUAGGGCAGUUUGCUUAUCCAGCUAUGAUGUGAAAUUAUAUUAGCUGCUUACGUUCUCUGGAAAAUAAAUAAGUAAUCCUUUA
Molecule: messenger RNA, 2346 nt
Organism: Frankliniella occidentalis (western flower thrips)
Lineage: Eukaryota; Metazoa; Arthropoda; Insecta; Thysanoptera; Thripidae
Gene: Socs44A
Product: suppressor of cytokine signaling 6
Exons: 3
Coding region: 226-1032 (268 amino acids)
Biological process (GO): intracellular signal transduction; phosphatidylinositol phosphate biosynthetic process
Cellular component (GO): phosphatidylinositol 3-kinase complex
Molecular function (GO): 1-phosphatidylinositol-3-kinase regulator activity
Source: RefSeq, a predicted model, not a curated record